AUGGCAAAGUCCAGCUACAGCAAGACAAUCUCUGCUACGCCUCGCAAUGACACCCAGCGCAAGGUCACGAAGCCUACAACAAAGAGUACGGCGGCCUCGAAACCAGCAAGCAAUCGGUCCAUGAAGGGCUGGGUACAUGAGGAGGAUUCUCCCGACUUAUCUAACAUCAUCAUCGGUGACCCCAAGGACCCCAAGAACAUCAUCCAUGGCAAAAGGACGCGGAAUGGCUCUCACAUGAGCGAGUCACAGCUAGGCAAAGCUACAAGUCCGAUCACUCUACCAGACGACGACAAUAUAUCAAUUCAGACAGCAAACGCCCAUGCAGCGUCUCCCACGGCGUCCCCCAAACACAAAGACAGAAUAUCUACUAGAUCUCUCGAGGAGGCGGCGCCCGACACGGAAAGCGACAACGGGCCACUAGCGCAUACCGAAGAGUACAAUACAGAAGACAAGGUCUCAGCUGCAAAACUCCACAGUAGCAUUCUGGCCCUCCUCAACCAUUCUUUUCAGGUCACCGACGAUGUGUUGGCAUAUAUGCAACAUGUUUUAGGUCAUGAGGUACACGCACAGGAGCUACAACGCGACGUGGACGAGGUAUUGACUGAGCGGGGGAAGAAGAGGAAGAGCAGUAAGAAUGUCAGGUUUGCGGCCUGA
Molecule: messenger RNA, 654 nt
Organism: Alternaria hordeiaustralica
Lineage: Eukaryota; Fungi; Ascomycota; Dothideomycetes; Pleosporales; Pleosporaceae
Exons: 1
Coding region: 1-654 (217 amino acids)
Source: RefSeq, a predicted model, not a curated record